Miscanthus lutarioriparius is the source of this 3084-nucleotide messenger RNA. The record is from the annotation of a GenBank genome assembly. Lineage: Eukaryota; Viridiplantae; Streptophyta; Magnoliopsida; Poales; Poaceae.
AUGAUGAUGGUCUCCAUUACCAGCCACCGCCAGCAGCUCCUGCUGUACCUGCACUUGCUCGUUCACUUGUUCCUUGGGAUCCAACAUCAGCUCUCGCACUCCCUCGCCACCUACAGCAACCAAACUACCAUACCACCAGCAGCAGCCGUUCCGUGCCGGCCGGACCAGUCCACGGCGCUGCUCCGGCUGCGGCGUUCCUUCACCACCACCACCACCGACUCCACAUGCACCCUCGCGUCGUGGCGGCCCGGCACGGACUGCUGCCGCUGGGAGGGCGUCGCCUGCGCCACCGCUGACGGCCGCGUCACCACCCUCGACCUCGCCGAAUGCGGGCUGCAGAGCGCCGGUCUCCACCCGGCGCUUUUUGAGCUCACCUCCCUGAGGUACCUGGACCUCUCCUCCAACAGCUUCAACGAGUCGGAGCUCCCGGCUGUUGGGUUUGAGCUGCUCACCGAGCUCACCUACCUCAACCUCUCCUACACCGACUUCAUAGGCAACAUACCGCACGGGAUACGGCGGCUCAACAAGCUGGUAUCCCUGGACUUCACCAACUGGAUUUAUCUUGUUGAAGGUGACAAUGACUAUUUCCUGCCACUCGGCGAAGGAAGGUGGCCCAUCGUAGAGCCAGACAUUGGAUCAUUCGUCGCUAACCUUAGCAACCUCAAGGAGCUUUAUCUAGGCAAUGUCGACUUAUCCGGCAACGGGGCAACAUGGUGCAGUGCCUUUGCUAAUUCCACUCCACAGCUUCAGGUUCUUAGCCUACCAAAUACACACAUCGAUGCUCCAAUUUGUGAAUCGUUGUCCAGCAUUCGCUCACUGACCAUGAUCAACCUAAACUAUAACAAAGUCUAUGGCCAAAUUCCAGAGUCCUUUGCUGACUUACCUUCCCUCAGUGUUCUUAAGCUUGCCUAUAAUCGCCUCGAAGGACGGUUCCCAAUGAGGAUCUUCCAGAACAUAAACUUAACGGCUGUUGAUGUUAGUUAUAAUUCCAAGGUAUCUGGUCUACUUCCCAAUUUCUCAUCACAUAGUAUUAUGAAGGAACUGGUUUUUAGCAACACCAACUUCUCUGGUCCCAUUCCGAGUUCAAUAAGUAAUCUCAAAUCCUUGAAGAAAUUAGGUAUUGCAGCAGUUGACUUUCACCAGGAGCAGCUUCCCACUUCAAUUGGUGAGCUCAGAUCAUUAACAUCAUUGCAUGUUUCUGGGGCUGGUAUAGUAGGAGAAAUACCAUCUUGGGUUGCAAAUUUGACUUCUCUGGAAACUCUACAGUUCUCGAACUGUGGGUUAUCUGGUCAAGUACCUUCCUUCAUAGGUAACCUCAAGAACCUAAUUAAAUUGAAAUUGUAUGCAUGUAAUUUUUCUGGUCAAAUUCCUCCACAUCUAUUUAAUCUUACUCAAUUAGGCAUCGUAAAUUUACAUUCCAAUAGUUUCAGUGGUACCAUCCAACUCAACUCAUUCUUCGAAAUGCCCAACCUAGUCAUACUGAAUCUUUCAAACAACAAGCUUUCCGUAGUAGAUGGAGAAUACAAUUCUUCAUGGGAAUCCAUCCAAAACUUUGAUACUCUAUGUCUAGCAUCUUGUAACAUAUCCAAGCUCCCUAAUACCUUGAAGCACAUGUAUUCUGUUGAAGUUCUUGACCUUUCAAACAAUCACAUCCAUGGCCCUCUACCUCAGUGGGCAUGGGAUAAUUGGAUCAACUCUCUCAUCUUGAUGAACAUAUCACACAACCAAUUUAGUAGUGGUAUUGGAUAUGGCUCUGUCAUUUUUGCUAAUAUGUUUGUUAUCGAUAUCAGUUAUAACCGAUUUGAAGGGCCUAUACCUAUACCAGGACCGCAGAACCAACUAUUUGAUUGCUCAAACAACCAAUUCUCAUCCAUGCCAUUCAAUUUUGGUUCUCACUUAAGUAGUAUUUCCCUACUCAUGGCUCAUGGAAACAAGUUGUCUGGAGAAAUUCCACAAUCAAUCUGUGAAGCAACAAGCCUUAUGCUCCUUGAUCUCUCCAAUAAUGAUUUGACUGGCUCCAUCCCUUCUUGUUUACUAGAGGAUAUGAGUCGCCUCAAUGUAUUAAAUUUGAAAGGAAAUCAACUUCAUGGAAGAUUACCAAAUAGCCUGAAGCAAGAUUGUGCAUUUGAGGCAUUAGACUUUAGUGAUAAUCAGAUUGAAGGACAAUUACCUAGAUCUCUAGUUGCUUGCAAAGACUUGGAGGUUUUUGAUAUUGGGAAGAAUCUUAUUAAUGAUACAUUUCCAUGUUGGAUGAGUAUGCUUCCUAAACUUCAAGUCCUUGUUCUAAAGUCCAACAGGUUCAUUGGAGAUGUGGGGCCAUCUAUUUCAGAAUAUCAAAAUAGUUGUGAGUUUGGAAAACUUCGAAUUAUUGACUUGGCUUCAAAUAAUUUCUCUGGAUUAUUGAGAAACAAGUGGUUUACGUCAAUGGGAUCCAUGAUGACUAAAGAUGUCAAUGAGACGUUGGUCAUGGAAAAUCAAUAUGAUCUACUUGGCCAAACAUACCAGUUCACCACUGCCAUCACAUACAAAGGAUCUGAUAUUAGUUUUUCUAAAAUAUUGAGGACCAUUGUCAUCAUUGAUGUUUCUAAUAAUGAAUUCUAUGGCACUAUUCCUGAGUCAAUUGGGGACCUUGUUCUACUUGGUGGGCUAAAUAUGUCACAUAAUGCCCUCAUUGGACCGAUACCAUCUCAGCUUGGCAUGAGACAUCAACUUGAGUCACUAGACUUGUCUUCAAAUGAACUUUCUGGAGAGAUCCCAUGGGAGUUGGCAUCAUUGGACUUUCUUUCAGUGUUGAAUCUAUCCUACAACAAACUACAGGGAAGAAUACCCGAGUCUUCCCACUUCUUGACAUUCUCCGAUCUCUCAGUUUUAGGAAAUAUUGAUCUGUGUGGGUUUCAAGUGUCCAAAGCAUGUCACAACAUGACACCAGAUAUGGUUCUACAUCAGUCAAAGAAGGUAUCAAUAGACAUUGUACUAUUCCUUUUUGCUGGAUUGGGAUUUGGUGUCGGAUUUGCAAUUGCAAUUAUCUUGACAUGGGGAAUCUCAAGGAGCUCAUCGUUACAUUUCCAAUCCACCAUUUGUUGA